CAUGGCCCAAAGAAAGAAACUCCAAAAAAAAAAAAAAAUUCUAAAUUAUCUUCUCCAUCCACUGCUAAUUCUAAACCCCUAUUCAUCAUCUGUAAAACCCUAGAAUCCAGUUAACUGACAAAUGGUAGUUUAAUAACUAACACACACCUGAAUUACACAUCCAAAUGGCGAUCGGUUUUGGUUUGGGAUACUCUUGCCACACUCAUUUUCGUCUCAAUUCGUCUCUCUUCCGUCGUGUUUCCAGUGUUCGGUUAACUUGUGCUGCGGCUAUUGAAACAGUUGAUGGAUCAGAUGGUUUCAACACGGAUCAUGUUAACGGUAGUGAAGGAGGUGUUGAAGGUAGGAAAGUGGCAUCCGAGUGGAAGAAGUUUAGCUCGAAGGAGUUCGGGAUUACGAAUUCGAUGAUCGCAAAGUCUACACGGAUAGUUUUAAAUGGUCUUAAAAGAAAAGGAUUUGAUGUUUACUUUGUUGGCGGUUGUGUGCGCGAUCUAAUAUUAAAGCGCACGCCCAAAGACUUUGAUGUGUUAACUACAGCAGAGUUAAAAGAGGUGAUGAAAGCUUUCUCUUGGUGUGAGAUUGUUGGGAAGCGGUUUCCUAUUUGCCACGUGCACAUUGGUGAUGAUGUAGUAGAGGUUUCAAGCUUCAGCACUUCCGCAAGAAAUCGCUCUGUGGACCCUACUUUGGUUUUUCAACAACAUGAUGAAAAAGAUCAAAAUCGUUGGCGGAACUGUAUGCAACGUGAUUUAACAAUAAACGGAUUGAUGUUUGAUCCUUAUGCAAACACAAUUUAUGACUAUGUAGGAGGAAUCAAAGAUAUUAAAAAAGCUAAAGUGCGAACUAUUCUUCCUGCCAGCUUCUCAUUGGUGGAGGAUUGUGCUCGCAUAUUACGCGCCAUUAGAAUUGCUGCGCGUUUAGGGUUUGGUUUUUCUAGAGAAACUGCUCGUGCUAUAAAACACCUUGCACACUCGGUUCUUCAGCUUGACAUGGGGAGGCAUCUUAUGGAAAUGAAUUACAUGCUAGCAUACGGUUCUGCCGAACCUUCGUUGAGGUUACUAUGGAGAUUUGGUCUUUUAGAAUUACUGUUACCAAUUCAGGCAGCAUAUUUUGUUUGUGAUGGUUUAAGGAGGCGAGAUAAGAAGAGUAAUAUGCUUUUGUCAUUAUUUUCAAACUUGGAUAAGCUUCUAGCACCAGACAGACCAUGUCAUAGUAGUUUAUGGGUGGCAAUUUUAGCGUUCCACAUGGCGGUGUUAGAUAAACCAAGGGAGCCUUUAGUCGUUGCUGCAUUUAGCCUAGCUGUCCACAAUGGUGGAGAUAUGGAGGAAGCUAUAAGCAUAGCUAGAAAAAUAUCCAAACCACAUGUUACAACUUACCGUGAGUUAUCAGAGCCUGCAAACCUUGAACAUAAGGCUCUGAAAAAAGAGAUUUUGGAGCUUGGAUCGUCGGUGAAUAAGGCGCUUUCUAAUAUGACAGAUACAUAUUAUGUGUCGCGGGCAAUGAGUAGCUACCCAAAAGCACCUUAUUCUGAUCUGGUGUUUGUUUCUUUACACUUGUACUUAAAGGCUUUGAAGAUAUUUGAAUGUGUGAAUCAAGGUAAGGAAGCCAGAUUUGUGCCAAAGCAAGGUGGCAAUAUUAAUUAUGAGUUGCUGGCAAUUGGAAGUGUACAGGAAGUGCGACAUGUGUUUGCGAGGGUUGUAUUUGAUACCGUAUUUCCUUUAGACCUUGGUGAAACUUAGUUGUAGUGUAAUAUCAAUCUAUUUAAACUUCCUGUGUGUUUUCUUCUCCGUAUGAAAAUCAAUAUGUAUGUUUAAAUGGCUAUUGUUUGUUUGUUUUUUGUUAGGUUUGGAUGAUUAUGCUUUUUAUAUAUUAGGAUGUGCUUUGGUUU
Molecule: messenger RNA, 1882 nt
Organism: Helianthus annuus (common sunflower)
Lineage: Eukaryota; Viridiplantae; Streptophyta; Magnoliopsida; Asterales; Asteraceae
Product: poly(A) polymerase I
Exons: 13
Coding region: 165-1733 (522 amino acids)
Biological process (GO): RNA processing
Molecular function (GO): RNA binding; nucleotidyltransferase activity
Source: RefSeq, a predicted model, not a curated record